GUUGUAACGAGGAAGGAGCGAGUGGAUUAGAUCCAGGGUUAGGGGGUUUAGUAGAAGUCGGCCUUUGACCUGGGCUAGGAUUUCCUCGCGGUGACAAGCGCCCGUGUCCUCCGGAGGACCAUGUCAUUAGACUUUGGCAGUGUGGCAUUGCCGACACAAAAUGAAGACGAAGAAUAUGACAAAGAAGACUACGAAAGGGAGAAAGAGUUGCAGCAAUUACUCACAGACCUUCCUCAUGAUAUGCUGGAUGAUGACCUCUCCUCCCCCGAGCUCCACUAUUCGGACUGCAGUGACGAUGGCACAGAGGGAGAACCACAUCAUCCUGAGCAAUCGGAGAUGGACUGGAAUGAGCAUCAAGUGCUGCCCAAAUCUCAAAAUAUAAAUGACUAUAACAAAAUGCAGAGUUUAUACGUUGGAGAAAAAUGUGGCAAUGGCUGGGAAGAACAUCGAAGUGAAGUUGAAGACCGACUCCCUGGGUACCAUCCUGAAGAAGGUGGAGACGAAGGCGGAAGUGGCUAUAGUCCUCCAAAUAAAUGUGAACAGACUGAUUUAUAUCACCUUCCUGAAAACUUUAGGCCAUAUACCAGUGGUCAGAAACAGGAAUUUAAUAACCAGCCAACCAAUGUAAUUAAAUUUUCAGAUCCCCAAAGGCACCAUUUUCAGCAAUUGGGUUCAUCACAAGGUCCUGGUUGUCAAGCUUUGGAGUCAUAUAAAGUGACAUAUAAUCCUUAUCAGUCUUCUCAGAAUAAUGGCUCACCAGCCCAGGAAAUAGCAGGAAGUGACACAUUUGAAGGCCUGCAGCAACAAUUUUUAGGAGCCAGUGAAAAUUCUGCAGAAAAUAUACAGAUUAUUCAACUUCAGGUUCUUAACAAAGCAAAAGACAGACAACUAGAAAACUUUGUUGAAAAGUUAAAUGAAAGUGAACGUCAAAUUCGAUAUCUGAAUCACCAGCUUCUGAUAAUCAAAGAUGAAAAGGAUGGUUUGACCCUCAGCCUGCAAGAAUCACAAAAACUCUUUCAGAAUGGAAAAGAAAGAGAGAUGCAGCUCGAAGCACAAAUAAAAGCACUGGAGACCCAAAUACAAGCAUUAAAAGUCAAUGAAGAACAGAUGAUCAAGAAAUUCAGAACAACUGAAAUGGCUCUGGAAAGCUUGAAGCAGCAACUGGUGGACCUUCAUCACUCUGAAUCCCUUCAACGAGCUAGAGAGCAGCAUGAGAGCAUUGUUAUGGGCCUCACAAAAAAGUAUGAAGAGCAAGUACUGUCCUUACAAAAGAAUUUGGAUGCUACAGUUACCGCACUUAAAGAACAGGAAGACGUUUGCUCUCAUUUGAAAGAUCAUGUGAAACAACUGGAAAGGAAUCAAGAAGCAGUCAAGUUAGAAAAGACCGAGAUCAUUAACAGGCUGACGAGAAGUCUAGAGGAGAGUCAGCAGCAGUGUGCCCACCUGCUACAGUCCGGGUCAGUACAGGAGGUGGCUCAGCUUCGGUUCCAGCUGCAGCAAGCACAAAAGGCACAUGCUAUGAGUGAAAACAUGAACAAGGCUUUGCAUGAAGAAUUACUCGAACUAAAAGAUGAAAUUUCUCUCUAUGAAUCUGCUGUAAAGCUAGGAAUACUUCCGAGUAACUCCAAAGGAGAAUUAAAUGUAGAACUCACCGAUUCGUAUGUGGAUUUGGGUAUUAAAAAAGCCAACUGGAAGAAGUCCAAAGUUAACAGCCUUGUUCAGCAAGAAGACCCAGAUCAAGAGCUUUCAAAAGAUGAGGUCAUUCUGAAGUUGAAAGCAGAAGUGCAGCGUUUGCUGGGCAGCAACUCAAUGAAGCGUCAUCUGGUGUCUCAGUUACAACAUGAUCUCAAAGACUGCCGUAAGAAAAUCGAAGAUCUCCAACAAACGAAGAAGGAUGAAAAAAGCAUUGAGGCUGAGACUAAAACAGAUACCUCAGAAAAAACAACUAAUCAAUUAUGGCCUGACUCUUCUACUUCUGAUAUGAUCGUCAGAGAUGAUAUUCUGCGACUUAAAAACGAAAUUCAAGUUUUGCAGCAACAAAAUCAGGAACUUAAAGAAACUGAAGAAAAACUGAAAAAUACAAAUCAAGACUUAUGUAAUCAAAUGAGACAAAUGGUACAGGAUUUUGACCGUGAUAAACAAGAAGCUGUGGAUAGGUGUGAGAGGACUUACCAGCAGCACCAUGAAGCAAUGAAAGCCCAAAUACGUGAAAGCCUAUUAGCAAAGCACGCUUUGGAGAAGCAGCAGCUCUUUGAGGUUUACGAGAGGACUCAUUUGCAACUUAGGUCUGACUUAGAUAAGACAAAUAAGGAGAUGGCUGCUGUGCAGGAAUGUUACCUGGAGGUGUGCAGAGAGAAGGAUAAUCUAGAAUCGACUCUCAGGAAGACCAUUGAAAAGGAGCAACAGGCUCAGGAGAAGAUCAAACAAAAACUCAUUCAACAGCUUGAAAAGGAGUGGCAAUCUAAGCUGGAUCAAACUAUAAAGGCAAUGAAAAAGACGACCUCAGAUCGUGGCAGCCAAACUGACCAAGUAACCACCAUUGAUGUUAUUUCCAAGAAAGAGAUGGCAACCAUGAUAGAAGAGCAGAAGCGAAAGAUCCAGCAAAAUUUAGAACAAGAGAAGGAAACAGCUAUCAAGGGGACUUUGAAGAAACUCGAAGCUGAAUUGGAACUCAAAUACUGUGAAAAAAUUGCAAAACAGGUAGAAGUAGCUGUGCAGAAUGCUCGUCAUCGAUGGCUGGAAGAACUACCUGACCUUGUAGAGUAUCAGGCACUUGUGAGAGCAGAACAAAAGAAGUGGGAAGAACAACAAGAGAUCUCUGUGGCCAAGCGGAUAUUGUUUGCUGUUUCUGAAGCUAAAGAGAAAUGGAAAAAUGAGUUCGAAAGUAUGAAGAAAAACCUAAUACCUGGAAAGGAGUUGGAAGAGAAGAUUCAUUCUCUUCAGAGGGAACUAGAGUUAAAGAACGAGGAAGUCCCGGUGGUAAUCAGGGCUGAGUUGGCUAAGGCUCGGAGUGAAUGGAACAAAGAAAAGCAAGAAGAAAUUCACAAAAUUCAAGAACAAAAUGAGCAAGAUUACCGGCAAUUUUUAGAUGAUCAUAGAAAUAAAAUUAAUGAGGUGCUUGCGGCAGCUAAAGAAGACUUUAUGAAACAAAAAAAUGAACUGCUUCUUCAGAAGGAGACAGAAUUACAAACAUGUCUAGACCAGAGUCGUAGAGAAUGGACUAUGCAGGAAGCCAAGAGAAUCCAACUGGAAAUCUGUCAGUAUGAAGAAGACAUCCUGACUGUACUUGAGUUUCUCUUAAAGGAUGUCCAAAAGGAGCACAUCAGUGGUUCAGAGGACAAACAGCUUUUAGAAAUCAUGUCAAUUUGUUCUUCAAAAUGGAUGUCUGUCCAAUAUUUUGAAAAACUAAAGGCCUGCAUACAGAUAGCAUUUCAAGAUAUACUUUAUCUACUUAUAGAAAAUACUGGCUCAGAUUUGGAAGAGAGAAAUAUGGCUGAGAUCUUUAAGGAUCCUACCAGCCGGGGAACUGGCAAAGGAGACUCUGGAGUCCCAGCAGCCCUGCGUGCACCCUCUUCUGGACGCCACGUUCGGUCCUUGGUCUUGCAAGGAACAGAAGCCCAAGCUGAUAAGAAAAAGAUCCUUGAAAUUAAAGAUUUAUGCUGUGGACACUGCUUCCAAGAACUUGAAAUGGCAAAGGAGGAAUGUCAAGAUCUGAAAAGAAAACUGGAGAAAUCCUGUAGGCAUCUUCAGCAUUUAGAAAAGAAACACAAAGCUGUAGUGGAAAAGAUUGGAGAAGAGAAUAGUAAAGUUGUUGAAGAAUUAAUAGAAGAAAACAAUGACAUGAAGAAUAAAUUGGAAGAACUGCGAACACUUUGUAAAACACCACCAAGGUCAUUGUCAGAAGGGGCCAUUGAACAUGCUUGCCUGUCAUGCAACCAGGGGGCCUUGGAAGAACUUCGUGGGCAGUACAUUAAAGCUGUGAAAAAAAUUAAGCGUGACAUGCUUCGUUAUAUCCAGGAGAGUAAAGAAAGGGCUGCAGAAAUGGUAAAAGCAGAGGUAUUGCGAGAACGUCAAGAAACCGCCCGAAAGAUGCGCAAAUAUUAUUUGAUUUGCCUCCAACAGAUUUUGCAGGAUGAUGGGAAAGAUGAAGGGGCCGAGAAAAAGAUUAUAAAUGCUGCAAGCAAACUUGCUACGAUGGCAAAAUUGCUGGAAACACCUACUUCUACUAGAACCCAGAGUAAAACUACACAAUCAGCACUGCCCCUGACUUCAGAGAUGCUGACUGGAGUUGAAAAAUCAAAAAGAAAAGAUGUGAAUCAGAGUAUACCACGUUACAUUGAAAACAAAUCAAACAGUGCAAAAAAUAUCCCCAGAAGUGUGUGCGAACAAGUUCCUAGGAGGAAGGCUGUCUGUAACUUGCGAAGGCUGUUAGAGAACUCGGAGCGUGGGGGCCCAAAGCAUGUGGGUCCCAAAGAGUCACAUUCUGACUUUCAGUUUGGGGACAGUGGUCACAAGCACCUGAACGUUUUGCCAAGGAAUGUUUCUCCUGAAUUUGUCCCUUGUGAAGGUGAAGGAAGCUUCGGUUUGCACAAGAAGAAAGACCUACUCAGUGAUCCUGGUUCUGAAUCACUUCUGCAUUCAGUCGCACACCCCUUUCUUGGAACCUUUGGAAAUAAAACCUCACCUAGAUGUACCCCUGGUCUUUCCGAAUCAGGAUCCACGCAUAUAACCCCUCCAGAUCCUAAUGAAAGACCUGGCUUAAAAGUGUAUACAUGUAAACCACUAAUGGAAAGUGAAAAUGCUGCCUCUGAGAAAAGUCAAGGUUUGGGUAUUCAGGAAACUCCUGUAAAGGAUGGAGGGGGCCUUGGUGACUCCCUGAGCUGGCCUUCUAACAAUGCAGCUCCACCCUGUGACAGUCACGAGGUGUCAUUUGUAUAUGGUAGGCCACAAGGAACUCUGGGUAUGCGAGGUGAAUCUGUUGAUUUCAGACAAUUUUCAGUAACCAGUUCUCUUUCAGUAACCAAUUCAGGUACAGAGAAAGGUAGUGUGAUUUGUCAACCGAUGAAAUGUCAGCAUGAUAAAACUCCGAACCUGUCAGAAGGAACCAUGUAUUCCCAGCCAGGGAAAAUCAGUGUGACUCUCGGACACCCAUCUCAUCAUAAGACAAAUAUAUUAGAGUCAGAUUUCAAAAAACUGAGCAGUACGGUACCAUCUUCAGUGUGUCGGCAGCCUUCGAGAAAAUUAAUUGCUCCCCUAUCUGGCCAGCAAGAUAGUGGCUUCGAUAGCCCAUUUGUCAAUCUAGACUAACUGUUAUACAGUAUUUAUGAAGAAUCAUUAAUAUAUUGACAAGAAAACCAGGAGGGAAGAUUUCAUACUGAAAAAAUUGUGGGCUCUGCCUAUUUUGAGAUGUUUUAAUAACAUCUAUUAUAUGAGUAAAGUAUUCUCAUGAAAUUACUUGAGGUAUUUAUGUUGCCUUAAUCUUCUAAAGGCCUGAGGUAUAUGUGUAAUAUGCUUCUGUGUGGUGCUUGUAUUUGUUGCUAAAACAUCUAUUUUUUUACUUAUAAAUUGGCUCACUCCACAGUGUUAAAUUAUUUAAAUAAACUUGGCAUAUGGUCUGUAGAAUUGUUAUGAAUUAUUUUAUUCUGUUCAUAAUACAGAAAUAUUGUAUUCACAUCAUGUUUGAAUUCACCCAGAAAAAAACAAACUUUGAUUAUUGUAUGCAUAAGCAGCCAACUUUAAAGUUUGAAAUUAGCCAUGUUUAAUGAGGCUAUAGACUUAGUGUAGACAUACUUUUCCUGGAAAUAUCUACCCAAAAUCUUGAUUUUUGUUUUCAAUUAGAGAAAAGAGGUUUGCCAAGGUUUGCUACAAAAUAGCUGUGUCCUGGGUUUAUUAUUUAAAUUAUCAGUCUGAACUUCUUUAGUUGACAUUUAUGUUAUUUCAAAACACUGUGACAUCCAGGAACUUUGUCUCUUUUAUGGCUCCACAGUUUUUCUUUCAUCUGAAAUAUUACUUUUUGAAAAUUGAGAUAAUAAACUUUGUCAUGUAGCAAAACAUUUAAAUUAUUAGAUUUUUACAUUCACUUGUAGUACAAAAUUGGCUAACUUAUUAAUGCUAUGGGUUGAAGCUUAUAAUUCUGAACUGAAGAACAUAUGCAGAAAUGAAUGACUACGUAAAUAUCAUUGUUUCUAGGUGAAUUCUUUUUGAGAUUCCUAGAGAUGAAUGUGAACAUUUUGGGUGUAUGCUAGUGCUUCCUUUCUGAAAACAGUUAUUAUAGCUUUCUCUCAUAGCUCUCACUCCAGCCAUAUUAUGAAUGGUAUUUUAGGGUUGAUCCUGUAUAUUUUUCCACCCAGAACUGGGUAACUUGGGUGGUGGGGAGGUGGAUGGCAAGACACAUGCUCCUUUUCCUGAUAACAAUCUCUAAAAGGAAGAACCUAGAAGUGAAAAGUUCUAGGGCUUGGAAAGUUCUGUCACCUUGCUGGCGACCAGGUUUAGAUAAGUCUGAAAAUUAGCACUAGAUUUCAGUGCUCAGUUCAGAUGCAGCUGUAGUAAGGAACAAACCAUCUUGUAAGACAAUACAGGUCUUUCCUGUAUCCCUGAAGAUACAAUGCCUCUUCUCCGACAGUUAGGAGAGGAAAACUCUCACUCUAGGAAAACCUCUAAACCAGCCAAAUUUAUGUUUUCUGUGGGUCUAGUUGGUGCUUGAUCAUUUUAAGACCUGGGUAUUACUGAACUGAGAAUCUAGCUCAUUGCUCACCUACCUUUUUAUCAUUGUUUCAAAUACAUGACAGUU
Messenger RNA from Microcebus murinus (gray mouse lemur), 6790 nucleotides. RefSeq names its product centrosomal protein 152 (gene CEP152). The record is from RefSeq and is a predicted model, not a curated record. Gene Ontology annotation, biological process: centriole replication. Gene Ontology annotation, cellular component: centrosome. Lineage: Eukaryota; Metazoa; Chordata; Mammalia; Primates; Cheirogaleidae.